AUGUCUAAUAAGUCAGCUUUUCUGGCUCUGAACACUACCACGUGCCAUGUCUCAGGAGAGCAAGUUUCCAAACAGUUUAAAAAGCAGGAAACACCAGAGGGCGCUCUUCAGUUGACUGGUUAUAUAAAGAGACAACCUGUGACUAGACUGAAACAAUGCGCCGGUCAAUGCACACACGACGAUACCUGUUUUGAUUUUUACUACAUCUCGGAAGACAACGUUUGCCUGUUACAUGAUGUCAAAGAACAAAACGUCUAUAGUAUUCAAGCGUCACAAGCAGUGCACUACGAACACAUUGGCGUAUCAUUCGAGUGCCCGGUAAACAAUGGAGGAUGGGCAAGGGCAAGACUUCAAGACGGAGCCGUAUACUUAUUCAGGUUGUUCAACGCUGGUGUUUCCCAUACACAAGCCGUUGAGUACUGUCAGUCGAUUGGCUCGCAUCCGUUGAGAAUACUCACAGCCGAAAAGAUGGACUUUGUGCAAAAUAACUUGACACAAUGUUUAGGAGUUAGUGGAAAUAACUUCUGGGUGGAUGGAACUAACGCUGGGGCUACAGAUUACUCCGCGUCAGACGCAUACAGAACGACGGAUAAUCAAAUAGUUCCAAUUAAUACAGACGUUUUAUGGGGGAGUAGAAAUGGGCCGAAUGACAAUGCAAAUGAACCACGCUGUAUUUGGAUACCAAGUGGAUUUUCCUACUAUUUCGAUGACGUUCCUUGUACAUACUGGGGGGUUAAAUAUAUCUGUGAAAAACAACUGGUCUAAUAAGGAUUUAAUUCUGUUAUUUUCGUUGUCCAUGACUUCAGGUAAAUUUAACAAAAUCAUGUCUGUUCAUUAGCAAAUAGAAUGCAAUGUACCUUGUGGUCUGACACGUUACUUUGCUAGUGUUAAAUACAUUCAGAAUACAAAGAAAACGUUUUUAUCCAGUACGGUUUUAGUUUUCUCGUUUUGGCUACCGACUCUCAAUUUAUGGGGAAUACUAUGGCUAUAUUAUAUAGAAAAUGGUCUAACUGAGGAUGAGGGUUGUCAUAAAACCGCCCACACAAUAAUGCUACCGGUACCGAAUACCAGCGUUAGACUUUUCUAUUGUAUUGUCGCUAUUCUUGCAUAAAAACAUAACAUGACUACUAAAUGUAUCGUUUUCAUAUAUAAUGACUUUACGUAGUCGGUACAUUUUAAAUUCCCAUUCUGUUGUUCUUGGAAACGGAAAACA
Molecule: messenger RNA, 1213 nt
Organism: Mercenaria mercenaria
Lineage: Eukaryota; Metazoa; Mollusca; Bivalvia; Venerida; Veneridae
Exons: 5
Coding region: 1-765 (254 amino acids)
Source: RefSeq, a predicted model, not a curated record